Corapipo altera (White-ruffed manakin) is the source of this 740-nucleotide messenger RNA. RefSeq names its product basement membrane-specific heparan sulfate proteoglycan core protein-like. The record is from RefSeq and is a predicted model, not a curated record. The coding region runs from base 174 to 740 and encodes 188 amino acids. Lineage: Eukaryota; Metazoa; Chordata; Aves; Passeriformes; Pipridae. The transcript is spliced from 4 exons.
GUGUCUGUGUGGCACGGUGUGUUUGGGGCACGGCGUGUGCCGUGUCCGGGGUGCCAAGUGUGCCGUGCAGGGUAUCGAUCGUGAGCGAGGCCGGGCAGGGCACCCUGACCAUCCGGGAUGUGAAGGAGGCCGACCAAGGCGCCUACACCUGCGAGGCCAUCAACACCCUGGGCAUGGUGUUUGGCAUCCCCGACAGCAUCCUCACCGUCACCCGCCCUGGGCCAUGUCCUGAGGGGCACUUCCAGGUGACGGGGACAUCCCGCUGCCUGCCCUGCUUCUGCUUCGGCGUCACCACCUCGUGCCGCGGCACCGCCCGGCACCGGCACCGGCUCCACCUGCGCUUCGACCGCCCCGACGACACCAAGGGUGUCAACGUGACGGUUCCGGCGGCGCCGGCUGCACCGGUGCUCUCGGCCACCCAGCUCCACGUGGACGCAGCCGUGGAGGAAUUCCAGCUCCUGGAUCUGUCCCGGCGCUUCCUGGCGCUCGACGUCUUCUGGGCGCUGCCAGAGCCCUUCCUUGGGGACAAGGUGGACGCCUACGGGGGAGCGCUGAGCUAUGGGGUGCGGUACCGGCUGGGCCGGGGGCCCCCCGAGCCCACUGCCCACCCCGACCUGCUGCUGCGGGGCCACGGGCGGCAGCUGCGGGCACGGGCUGGGGCCACCCAGCCCAACAUCCUCAACCGGCGGCACGUGCCCCUCACCGAGGUGGGUGGGAGGAGGGCGAGGGUGGGUGGGUGA